AUGAAGGGCCAACAGUUUCUGGAGCCGAGAUACACCGGCAAAUUAGCGGCCCACACAACAGUCAGCGCGGAGAAGCAGGAAAGACCAGACUGCUCCACCACUCACAGCCUGCACAGAUUGCGGAGAAAGCCACGUCCCGAUGCUUGUCCCUCUGUGAUGUGCUCAGUCUGCACCGAGCUCGAGUCUGAGUUCUGGCAUGUGGGAUUUCCAUGGACUGGCGGAAGUGAUGAGCGAAUGGAAUGGGUAGCAGCAGAUAUGCAGGGCUGGAGACAAGAUAUGGAGGACGAGCACAUUGCAAGCUCCAACGUUGGGGAAGAGUUUGCUGGUUGUGGAGUUUAUUGCGUCUUCGAUGGCCACGGUGGCAAGGCCGUCUCCAAGUUUUGCAAGCAGCAAUUCAUGCCUGAGCUCAUCCAAACUACGGCAACGAUGGGUCGCUCGAAGUUCGGCAAGAACAAGAACAAGAAGCGUCAUUGCGGCGCCCAUUUGGAAGCCUCAGAUUUGGAGGAGAUCCUCAAGGCCUCCUACCACCGGAUGGAUGACCUGCUGCGCGAGCCAUCCAACGCAAAGGUGCUGGCACGCUUCAUGGGGAAAGUGCCCACCGGUGCUAUCCAGGACUUGGAGAAGCAGUUGGCGGGGAUGCACCAGCGCUCUCAGAAGGGUGGCUUGAGCGACGCAGAGCAAAGCGAGAUGAAGGAGUCCUUCAUCAAGUUGCAGAAGUUAAAGGCGGCAGAGAAGGGCGACGAGUUUUGUGCCGACACUGUCGGUUGCACGGCCGUGUGCGUUCUUGUGCGCAAGCAGGAUGUCAUCACUGCCAAUGCUGGGGACAGCCGCGCAGUCAUGUGCCGAGCUGGGACGGCCGUUGAGCUGUCAUACGACCACAAGCCUGCUUCUCAGACUGAGAAGAGCCGGAUCGAAGCAGCCGGAGGCACCAUUGAGGACAAUGGAGGCGUUCCUCGCGUCAACGGAAACUUGAACCUCAGCCGCGCCAUCGGCGAUUUGGAGUACAAGAAGCGAACGGACUUGCCUCCACAGGAGCAAGUGAUUUGCUCGACUCCGGAUGUGGUGAUCCGCGAGCUGACUCCCGAAGAUGAGUUCAUUGUUCUGGCAUGUGAUGGCAUCUGGGAUGUCAUGUCCAACCAGGACAUUUGCGACUUUGUGCGGCCGCGUCUAGAAAAGGGCUUGGACUUGAAGCUCAUCUCAGAGGAGCUUCUGGAGCACUGCUGCACCGAGGACCCAAGCCAGACGCAGGGCCUGGGAACCGACAACAUGACGGUGGUGAUUGUGAAGCUGAAGGAGUCGUCGACAUGGACGGGCUCCUGA
Messenger RNA from Symbiodinium natans, 1320 nucleotides. NCBI's taxonomy places the organism in Eukaryota, Dinophyceae, Suessiales, Symbiodiniaceae. The record is from the annotation of a GenBank genome assembly.